AUGUUAGACUGGGCAUCUACGUUUCCGGGAUAUACACAAUUAUUAACCACAGCUAAAAAGGUAUUCGGCAGAGUAAUUCAAACGGGACCUACCCCAAGGCAUGUAGGAAUGAUUAUGGAUGGGAAUAGAAGGUACGCAAAAACGCACAAGAUUGAGCUUAAAGAAGGGCACAAUUUGGGGUUUGAGAGUAUGGCUAAUAUCUUGGAGUUAUUAUACGAAUCAGGAGUUGAAUGUGCCACGGUAUAUGCGUUUUCGAUUGAAAACUUCAAACGACUGAGCUACGAAGUAAAUUGGUUGAUGGACCUCGCUAAGCUGAAGUUCAGACAAAUAAGCCAAAAUGGCGAGUUAUGUGAACAGUACGGAAUUAAGAUAAAGAUCUUGGGGAGCACUGAACUAUUACCGCCGGACGUAUAUGCUAUUUUGAAAGAUACCGAAGAAAUAACUAAAGAUAACACAAGAGCAGUGUUGAACAUCUGCUUUCCAUACACGUCGAGAGACGAAAUCACUAAUACAAUCAAAAACGUUGUUAAUGAAUCUGUACAAAACAAUGACUUUGUAGUCGACGAGAACACUAUUGACAGAUUCUUAUAUACUUCAAAUUCCCCUCCGUUGGAUAUCUUACUUCGUACCUCGGGUACGUUCAGACUAUCGGACUUCUUAUUAUGGCAAUGCGUAUCCUCUUCGUGUUCAAUUGUCUUUGUCGACAAACUUUGGCCCGAAUUUGGACCAUGGGACAUGUGUAAGGUUUUGAUCAAUUGGAGUUUUAACACAUAUUGGUACGGUAAUGGAAGUGGUUAUUCUACGGCAAAUAAAAAUGUGCGUAAAAAUUCCUAUCGACUCCAACCAAACAUUGAGAAAGGCACCCUUGUACCAAUCACAAAUUCAAAAGGUGCAAGUGGCUUUGAGAGAUACGCCUCAGAAUACGAAGAUGAUGAUGACGAUAAUAGUGACGAAUAUCAGAGUGAUAUUAAAAAUAUCGAUUUUGUCAAUGAGUCUGAUACUGCCACAUCAGAAAGCGAACCGGACUUGAAAAAGUCCAAUUAA
Debaryomyces fabryi is the source of this 1044-nucleotide messenger RNA. It is a transcript of the gene RER2, whose product is annotated as ditrans,polycis-polyprenyl diphosphate synthase. NCBI's taxonomy places the organism in Eukaryota, Fungi, Ascomycota, Pichiomycetes, Serinales, Debaryomycetaceae. The coding region runs from base 1 to 1044 and encodes 347 amino acids. The record is from RefSeq and is a predicted model, not a curated record. The transcript has a single exon. Gene Ontology annotation, molecular function: ditrans,polycis-polyprenyl diphosphate synthase [(2E,6E)-farnesyl diphosphate specific] activity. Gene Ontology annotation, cellular component: membrane; lipid droplet; endoplasmic reticulum.